Messenger RNA from Labrus bergylta (ballan wrasse), 1416 nucleotides. RefSeq names its product matrix metalloproteinase-20-like. The record is from RefSeq and is a predicted model, not a curated record. Gene Ontology annotation, molecular function: zinc ion binding; metalloendopeptidase activity. Gene Ontology annotation, cellular component: extracellular matrix. NCBI's taxonomy places the organism in Eukaryota, Metazoa, Chordata, Actinopteri, Labriformes, Labridae. Gene Ontology annotation, biological process: extracellular matrix organization; proteolysis; collagen catabolic process.
AUGGAGUUGUUCUGGAUGUGGACCCCUGGUUUGUGGUCUCUGAUGCUAGCAGGAAUCUGGACUCUCCCCAUCAAUCAGGAUCAGUGGCUGAGGCCCGAGGAUGUGGAGCUGGCUGAGAGCUACCUCAGCAGGUUUUACAAUCUGAGUCCCAGCGGUGGAGUAAGAAGGCGGGUCAGGUCCACAUCAGCCAUGGAGGAGAAGAUCAGAGAGAUGCAACAUUUCUUUGGUCUUAAGGAGACAGGCCGUCUGGACCGUAACACCCUGGACGUGAUGAGGGAACCUAGGUGUGGCUUUCCAGAUAUAGAAAACUUUAGCUUUUACCCUGGAAAGCCUAAAUGGAAGAACCACACCAUCACAUACAUGAUUGCAAAAUACACUCCAGAUAUGAAGAGAGAGGACGUGGAAAAGUCCUUCAGUUCAGCCAUCAAGAUGUGGAGUGAUGAAUCACCCCUGAGGUUCAUCAAAGUCAACCAUGGCAAAGCUGAUAUCGUCUUCUCCUUUGCCGUUGGAACUCAUGGAGAUUUCUUUCCCUUUGAUGGACCCCGUGGUGUGCUGGCUCAUGCUUUUCAGCCAGGAGAGGGGAUGGGAGGAGACGUGCACUUUGAUGAGGAUGAAACAUGGACAGCAGGGAAGCAAGGGUACAGCCUGUUUGCUGUUGCAGCUCAUGAGCUCGGACACUCACUGGGUUUGACUCACUCUCAAGACCGCUCUGCCAUCAUGUACCCCAACUACAGGUAUCAAAGUAACACACAGUACUCCCUGUCCAAAGACGACGCGCUCGGGAUCCAAGCACUGUAUGGAAAACCCACAAGACAAGAAGAAACACAAGCAGCCCCCCAAAAGUGUGACCCAAACUUUUCUUUCGACGCAGCAGUUAUGAUUUCAGAUGAGAUUGUAUUUUUUAAAAACAGGUACAUGUGGAUGAGAACCACUAAGACAACUUAUUGGAAUCGCCUGAGAGAGAGCCCCAGCGGUGCAUAUUUACCCAGCAUCAGUUCUCGCGUUGACGCUGCUUAUGACCUCCCUGCCAAAGGCGUGGCGUACAUAUUCACUGGUCAUAAGUACUGGGUGGUUCAACGGCUUAAGAUGAAAAGUCAAGCUGGCUCUAUUUAUGAAUAUGGCUUCUCGUCCAGAGUCCGGCAGGUUGACGCUGCAGUACACAUCACUGAAUAUGGAAAAACAGUCUUCUUCAUAGGAGAGGUUUAUUACAGGUUUGAUGAGCGCAAGAGGAUAAUGGACCCUGGCUUCCCCAGACUCAUCCAAACUGACUGGCCUGGUAUCCCCAGAAGGGUCGAUGCUGCCUUCAAGUUACAGGGUAGCAUCUUCAUCUUAAGUGGAACAAAGUCCUACCAGUAUGACUUCAGAAAAAAACAAGUGGUGAAUGUAAUUUCAGCAAACUCCUGGUUAGGAUGCUGA